AUGAUGAUGAUCCAUAUCGGCGCCCUACGCUUGCUUACUAUUGGGAACAAGUGACAGUGUACACAGGAAGCUCGCAUGUGCGAUACAAGUGCUAUAUGAACGAGCUGGACACCUUGACUGCUGAGCAGGUACAUUGGUUGCCUUAUGUGGAAGAUCGUGACUUUGAUCUUAAUGAGAUGUGCACGCGUGAUAGCCAUCUUUGGCGGGCGAGGUGCCCAAUGAUAUGCUUCUUCGCAGUCGAGUGGCACUUUGUAGACCGUGUGGCAAGACAAUUUGGAAAAAGACAAGGUAUUCCAAUUGAGGAGAGCAAGGAGGAAAUGCUAUCUCUGCAUCGGUUCGAUCGAAGGAACAAUCAGGAUAUAUCGGAUUGGGCAAACAAACACCGUGCGUGGAUAGAAAUUUGGAAUCAAAGAGACACGUUAGUGCAAUCAGAGAAUAGACCUCACAAUCAGUCAGCAUAUCAGAAGUAUCAAGUGUGGUAUGCGGAUCGUUACCGGUUAAAGCUGAAGCCAGGUUGGACUCACGAGGAGUGGUCGGAGUUGGUGUCUGAAGACCCGGAGACUGCAGAAGGUUAUCAUACCUUCAACACGGCUGUGAGAGACACCAGAGGGGCUCAUGUUGACUACGCACCGAUGCAUGACGAAAUGGGCAGAGAGUUGCUUCUGUGCGUCAACGAUGCCAAUGUUGCACUGAGUCAUCCACCUGGUGGUGCAUUAUCUGAGAGGACUCUUAGGAGCACGAUGGAGAAGUUCAAGAAGCGGUUCCAUAAGAUGGCAGCUAUGCUUUCUUGCCAUGGUGCUCAGUCCAGUGAUGUGUAUGCACCAGGUAGCCGCGCCGCCAGAGCUAAUAAAUGGUGUUAUGUCCAGAACGAAGAGGACAUAGAGGAGGAGGUCAAUGAAGAGGAGCCAGCACAUCAAGAGGAGCCAACACAUCAUGAUGAGCAUGAGUAUGAUGCAACACAUCAAGAGGAUCAUGAGUAUGAUGUUGAUGCUCCACAACCAUCACAGGUUACACAACCGACACAAGGCAAUGCCCGCUCUAGAAAAGGCAAAGCAAUAGCUAAGACACCGGGCCAGAAAGGUAGAAAGAAGAUAUGGAACACUCAAUUCCAUAGUCCGGAGUAUCCUCAUCAAUUUAUGCCUGCGGGAAUGCAAAGAUAUAAGUCGAACAUUGAUGCAGAGGCGGAGGAGGCUAGCGAAGAGGAGGAGCAUGAGGCUAGCGAAGAGGGGGAGCAUACACUUGCAGAUAUCGUGAAGAGAGGAAGGAAGAAGUGA
Molecule: messenger RNA, 1274 nt
Organism: Triticum aestivum (bread wheat)
Lineage: Eukaryota; Viridiplantae; Streptophyta; Magnoliopsida; Poales; Poaceae
Exons: 5
Coding region: 96-1274 (392 amino acids)
Biological process (GO): meristem maintenance; meristem development
Source: RefSeq, a predicted model, not a curated record